AUGUAGACUUUCACACAGGUAACAAAGGAUACUUUUUGUAAACAUUACACUUAUACACUCACUGAUGUGGGUUAGUCAGUGUUUUGAUUCCAGAAGAUGUCAACAUUAAAAUAGUGUUACAAAAGAGUUCUGAAAGCAUUCGCAAUAAAGAAAUAGGUAAUUAAUAAAAGUUCGAUGUGUGAAGUAGAAAGUGAAGUUAGGAUGAAUCCAACAGUCAUUAAAAUUGAAGUUCCAGAUCCGCCCCUAGCCGAACCGGAAUUCUACUGCCGGUUUUGCUAUUCUACAGAAGAGUUGGUGUCGAUUUUUCCUGCAAAAGGCGAUCCCCAUCAGCAGGUCAUAGAUCUGCUGAAACAGUUGACGACCAUAGAGCUAACCGUGUUGGAUGAUUUACCUUCGGCGAUUUGUAGCCAAUGUUGUUCCAAAUUGGAGGAAUUCGACCAUUUUAGGAAGCAGUGCUUGGUUCACUAUGAAGAGACGAAGCGGGCGCGGCUUACUGAAAAGGUGGCUUCGGUGGAACAGGAAGAAGACACUUCCGCUCAACAGCAUGAAAUGGACGUGGAACAGGGCGGACUGUCCAGUAUGAUUGAUGUCGAGUCAGUAAAAGUAGAGCCGAUUCCAGUAGAAGUACCAAGUAUCAAAAAAACGUCCAAAUCGGCGAAACAACUGAAGAAGGAGCGCUCAUCGCAGCUCAGAGAUUAUCGUUGUCGAAUUUGUUUACUCUUCUUGACGAGCAAGGAUGCUAUCAAAAACCACCUACACUCUCAUAUUGAUGUUGAAAGGCUACAAUGUCUCCACUGCUCGAAGUUAUUCCGCAAUAGACAGGGACUUGAUACACAUAUGCGAACGUGCUACAUUUUAUCAUCUUUUAUGUGCCAAAAUUGUGAUCUUCUAUUUAAUACCAAAGAAGAGCUUUGUGUCCACGAAAACGGAUCGAAUUGCGUAACGGACGUAAGUAAUCGCGAGACAGAACCCCCAAGGCUGUACCAAUGUGAGCUUUGUCCGAAAAGUUUCAGUACGGCCAAGCAGCUGUCCAAUCACAAACCGGUACAUUCAGGCGCGUACGCUUGUGGCAAGUGUGGGUCCAAUUUUCACAGUUCUUCCAGUUUGAAAAAUCACAUCGAACGCUAUCAUUCCCUAGGGCUUGACGAAAUCAGCACCAUAGUGAGAUGCGAGCCGUGCCAGCAAACCUUCGUGGAUGCCACCGCCUACCGAGGCCACUGCAGUAGAAUCCAUCAACACGAAAACGAUCAAAAACCGCCUCAACUGGAAAAGGGCAAACCAUUCGAAUGUGACCAUUGUGGUAAACGAUUCUGGUCUAUCAACACCAUCCGCGUACACGUCCAAGUCCACCGACAGUAUCGAGACUGCAAUCAAUGCUCGAAGAGUUUCCGCACGGUCCAGCAACUCAAAAAACACAAACUGAUAGCCCAUCCGGAAAAGUGUCCCUUCUGUCCGAAGAAAUAUUCUUGUAAACAAGCCUGCCGGUCACAUUGUAACGUGAUUCAUGGAAUGAUCCAGAUCAAACUCUUGGAUGAACACCAAGCCAUAACUUAUGAGUGGCGCAAGCUGAUGUUCAAAUGUGCCGUUUGUGACAAGGACUACGAAACGUUUCGCGACCUGAAAGGACAUUAUGAAAAAAAGCAUCCGGGUGAUAAAGUGCUCAUCAAAUGCGUGUAUUGCCAAAAGCAUACCAGCGCAUCCAAGAUCGGGUACGCGGGCCACGUUACGGGGAACUGCGGGCAAACGCCGAAGAAACUGAAAUAUUGGCAUUGAUUGUUUCAAUAUUGGGAAUAUUUCAAGUAGCCUCCCAAGACCAAGGUGUUAGAAAUCUGGUCAGUUUUAGUAUGUAGUGCAUAUUAAUGUGACGGGCUUGGUGGUCUAGUGGCUACCGCUUCUGAUUCGUAUGCAGAAGAUCAUGGGUUCAAUCCCUGGGCCGUCCCUUUCAUCCUACUUUGUAUCUUUCUAUCCACUUUAUCUCUCUCUCUCUCUCUCUCUCUCUCUCUCUCUCUCUCUCUCUCUCUCGCUCUCUUCUCUACAUAUACAACUCAUGUAUAUUCAUAUGUUCAUAGCCAUCGCUAGAGCCAGAAACGAAUUGAAAAAAGUCUUUUCCCUCCCUUCCAACUUCCACUCACAGCACAGUGUAUAUAACAUAACGCCUACAAGUUAUGCAACCAAAGCGUGCUGUGCCGCUUGACCAUAUUCACCUUAUUCACCACACAAUCUAUCACCUUACGAACGCUAUAAAUAAACCCCUAUCGAUGGAUCGCAUCACCGACCCAACGAUGACUCCCAGAUCUCCCAUCCUUUCCGUCUAACAAAUACCCCAGUCCGUGCUGGUUGUGGGGAUGCAGAGGUUAUCUCGGUCUUUAGUAGCAACAACCAGCACACUCUAACAUUUCUUUCCCUUCCCAACUGACUAUAAGGACGUGGCCGGCGCCGGUAUUGAUCCAAAAUGUAUGAGCUGCUAGAAUUGCACUUUGAGAAUAAGUGGAGUGUCCCAGUCCUUGUUCAUUUGGAUCUCAGUGCAAUUGGUACCAGCUCAGAUCAAUCACGGAGAAGCAACCAUUGACAUGUAUAGUCAGAUUUGAUCGUUUUUUUUUUGAUCGUAGUGCAUAUUAAUGUGACUAAAGGUCCCAUUAGACGUGACAAAUAUUUGGUCAAACAAGCCAAACAAAUGACCAACACAACGUGAAUUAUAGCAACCUUUAAUAAAUGUUGGACUCUAAAAGCAAAUAUGUGGUAUAAUGACAAACAGUCUAAUGACACCUUAAUGACUGAUAUGCUUAAACAUAAAUAAUUAUAAGUAGAUGUCGAUAGAAUAUGCCCUUCAAAUAAAUUCAAUUGAGCUUUAAAAAUA
Molecule: messenger RNA, 2857 nt
Organism: Aedes albopictus (Asian tiger mosquito)
Lineage: Eukaryota; Metazoa; Arthropoda; Insecta; Diptera; Culicidae
Product: zinc finger protein 700
Exons: 2
Coding region: 175-1773 (532 amino acids)
Biological process (GO): regulation of transcription by RNA polymerase II
Cellular component (GO): chromosome; nucleus
Molecular function (GO): chromatin insulator sequence binding; zinc ion binding
Source: RefSeq, a predicted model, not a curated record